This is a messenger RNA of Symbiodinium sp. CCMP2592, 1266 nucleotides long. NCBI's taxonomy places the organism in Eukaryota, Dinophyceae, Suessiales, Symbiodiniaceae. The record is from the annotation of a GenBank genome assembly.
AUGCAGUGUGUCCGGUUGCCGUCGGAAGCCGGCAGCGUACCUCCUUCCGCGGUGCGACCUGAAUUCCCGCCAAGCCGCCGGUGCCCAACCGUCUCUAGCAAAGGUGGCAGCAGUGAUGUCCUGUCUUUCCUGCCUUGGGCCCUGUUGGGCGGCUGCGGCUGCGCUCGUCUGCAACGAUCCAGCCGUCGCGGCGGGAUUUGCGGGGUUCUCAGAGCUCGGCAAGCUGAGAUUUUCCAGGUGCCCACAGAUGGAGAUGAGGUAUCGGCCCCUCCGGGGCUUUCUUCCAAGAUUGCUGUGGCAGAACUGGAAGGGAAGGGCUGCGGAGUCGUGGCGACUAGCGCGAUUUCGCGUGGCGAAGUAGUAUUACAGGAGUCACCCCUCCUGGGUCUGCCAGCCUCUUUUGAGUCUGCGGCCGAUGUGGAAACUCUUUUAAAUGCGACCAGUCUACGACAGUUGGACGAGGAUUUGAACAGUGCACUCACCUCUUGCAGUCAGGCUAAUCAGGACCGGUUUUGGGAGCUGUCAGACUGUCAUGGGGAGCACAAGACGGCAGCAGGCAUCGCACUGACCAACGCUUUGCAGCUGGGCAAAGGUGGAGGCCUCCUGGCGAUGUCUGCAAGAUUCAACCACAGUUGCAAGCCAAACGUGCAGGGAGGCUGGGACAAGAGUCAAGGUGGUGGGAUGGCCGUGUGGCAUGCCCUUCGUGACAUCUCUGCAGGUGAGGAGCUAUGCUUUUCUUACGUCGAUCCGUACGAGACAGAUGCGGAGCGACAAUCCACACUGCAAAGGCUCUUCAAGUUCCAGUGCAGGUGCCCAGUCUGCAUGCUGCAGGGGGAGGCGAAGAUGGCUAGCAACCAGAAUCGUCAGCAGCUGCGUGAUCUCAAGGAGGCCCUUGAGCUCUCCGCCGUCGUGGCCGACGACACGGCCGAGAUGGCCCGCGAGCUCGUCCCUCAGAUGGUGGAACUCCUGGACGUGGAGUUAGAGGGAAGCCCCGCAUUGAAGAGCAAGGUGCUCCACGUAGGCUUCCUGCUCGCCUGGGAAGGCGGCGAUGCCGACCUCGCGAAAAGCAUGGCCCAAGAGGCCUGGGAGAAUGCCGUGGUAGCUUACGGGCCCGACUCCGAGCGGGCAGCUCAGCUGAAGCUCUGUGCGUCCGGCGAGGUUCCCGACGAGGAUUUGGAGGACAUUCUUCUCGAGCUUGAUUCUUCAGAGUUUUCCGUGCCGGGUCCUCCUGGCCUGCUCGCGGAAGAGGACGACGAUGACGACUAG